This is a messenger RNA of Perca flavescens (yellow perch), 1581 nucleotides long. RefSeq names its product interleukin-15. The transcript has 6 exons. Gene Ontology annotation, biological process: positive regulation of immune response; positive regulation of tyrosine phosphorylation of STAT protein; positive regulation of T cell proliferation. Lineage: Eukaryota; Metazoa; Chordata; Actinopteri; Perciformes; Percidae. Gene Ontology annotation, molecular function: cytokine activity; cytokine receptor binding. Gene Ontology annotation, cellular component: extracellular region. The coding region runs from base 326 to 841 and encodes 171 amino acids. The record is from RefSeq and is a predicted model, not a curated record.
UAAGAGACAGGGGGGAACCUGACGUUUGGGUCGCACGCUUGUCUGUCCUGCAGGACGGACGGCACCAGGACCAGACCUUUGGCUUCUUUCUUGGGCGACUGCUCGCCAUACCGACCGCAUUCGGUUUUCUCUGUCUUGACCUCCGAAGUCAUGGGGUCCAGAUAGGUGAUGUUGACAAAAGCGGUGUACCAUUCCUCUUUCUCUGCGACCGUGAAGUCCAGGCACAGCAAGUGCACGAAACAAAACGACAGCAGCCACGUCGAGAGAGCCAGACUGCGGCAAGCUCGGAUGAGGGACGGUGCCAUCGUACAGCGUCUGGUUUGGGAUGGAUGGUCCGGGGUCUUCUUCUCAGUGGAAAGCUCGCACCACGUCCCUGUUUUUACAGGAGAAAGGCGUCCACUUCCAGUCGACCUGCAACCUUUGCAGAGAGAGCCACAAAACUCAGGUCUGGCUUUGUUUCUUAGUUCUGAGCUUCCUGAGUACAUCUACAUCUGCUGCGUUUGUGCCUGUGCCUAAUACAUCACAUGCACAGAGUUGCUUGAAGAGUCUGAAAAACGCCAUUGAGAAAUCUGAUGCUAUGCUGUAUGCCCCGUCAGCUGUCCAAGAUAACUGUAAAGUUAUGUCGCUCAGAUGUUACAUAUUGGAGUUGUUGGUGGUCAUCAUGGAACAAGAAAUUGUGGGCCCUAAAGCAAAUUGCAUCUUUGAUUUCAAUGACAGACUGCCUAAAGAUAACUUUGUUGGCUGUCGACCAUGUGAAGCAUACUCACUUAAAAAUAUUACAGUAUUCUUGGACGGACUAAAUAACCUUUUGGAAGAAAUGACUACACAGUUGAAUACUUAGAAAACGUAAUGAGAUUUAAAUAAUGUAAGCUACACGAAUGUAUUUGUAUAUAUUUGUAAAUAAUUAAGUUUUCCUUUUGUAAAUUUUGUCACUGUAACUACGUCAACCUCUGACAAAGCGUACUGUCCUUUAUUUUAUAAUAUAACAGUUUAAAUGUAUUGAAGGACAGUACUGCAUCUCAGGCCGUUGAUUAUUUUUAACUGUACAGAUGAAGUCUCCAACACUCUGCAUCACAAUCUGCCUUCAGGUGUACAGGUUUGAGAGAAGUAUCAUAGAGUAGCAGCAUGUACUGUAUAGAAUGUAUAAUAUUAAGCUCACUGCUAAACACUACUGAAUAUAGCAAUGUAGCACCUAUUAUACAGUAUAAUGAAUGCCUAAUGAAUGCCUAAUGAACUCUAGUAUCUUCAGAAUAGGUGCUCAUCCAGUAAAUAAUAUAUCCUAACUAUAGAGUCUUUCAUUGUAUUUCUUUUGUCUUUCUUAUACCUCGUGUUUGUUAAAGGUGUAUUUUAGAGUUUGUUUUGAAAACAAUUGCUUACAUCCAGCAUGGCCAUUCAGACUGAAAACCGAAGUUUGAGUAAUAGAUCCAAGAGUUUGAAGUAUUUUUGUUUUGCAGAUCCAUUUUUUAGGCUUCAGUUUUUGGCCUCAUUGAAAAAGAUAAGGGAGCCACAAAGUGCUAAAGUUAGUCUGAAUGCAUAGUGUAUCAUUGAGGUCGAGCAAACAUGCUGAGUGCAUUUCCUUCU